GGGAAAGUCUGGGGUAAGGUUUUCCCAUAACGUUCUAUUACAAUAUGACCCCUUCGUUUCCACGUUCUCUCUUUCUUUCAAUGCUACUAGGAUAGUCCUGCAUCCUCGAUGCUGCCAGUACCUUUUCGAAUACCAGCAAGCUCACCUUUCCGUCAAGCAUACAAGAGCAUCUUGGGGAAAGGACCCAGAGUACUACCCUGCACACGACAAUCUCGCCACUUCAUCGCCGUUAUGCCAGCAAGAGAAUCAAAUAAUACACCGCCCAAGGUCGAUUUUGGUUUUGAGCUGUCGCCAAUGCCGACGAAUCCACUAGGAGAGGGAAAGUGCAUUCGUACGGCGGCGGCGCUCAUCAUUGGAGACGAGAUCCUAAAUGGCAAGACACUCGAGGCAAACUCGCACUUUUUUGCAAAGUACUGCUUUGAGCAUGGCAUUGAGCUGAAACGUAUAGAGGUCAUCGCAGACGACGAGGCUGAAAUCAUCGAAGCAAGCCAACGAAUGGUGAAAAAUUACGACUUUGUGGUCACCUCCGGGGGCAUCGGACCAACUCACGACGACAUCACCUAUGCGUCACUUGCGAAGGCAUUUGGACAAGGCCUAGCUCACCACACGGAGACGCUGCGACGAUUGGACGAAAUGAACAAGCACCGACCAUGGAUAUCAUCGCAGACGAAAUUGCAGAGAGAAGCUACGCAACGAAUGGCCCUAUUUCCCGAGCGCGCAGAAGUGAUCUUUGUAGGGAGCGAUAUAUGGGUGCCUGUCGUCCGCCUCGAAGGCAAAUUAUGCAUAUUCCCAGGGAUACCUAAGCUGUUCCAAAUCAUGCUCACUCAACUUACCCAGUUUUUACCCCUGCCUCCGCCAAGCGAACGGCCUCUCAGGAUCCAGAUUUUCACAGACCGGCCAGAAUCAAUGAUAGCUCCAUAUCUGACCACCCUUCAAGCACGACUGAAAUCUUGUGGUAUCCGAGUGGGCUCAUAUCCCGUCUUGGGCAUCGGUGUGUUCGUCAGUCUCAUUGGACGGCCCGUGUUUAACAGCCCCGAAUGCAUUACCAAUGUGGUGAAGGAAGUAGAGAGGGAGAUUGGCGGCAAGAUAUACAAUGAGAAGCAGGUAGCAGAGAAGAAGAAGGAGGGCGCUAUUUCCCCUCUGGUGGGUUCUAGGGCGGUGACCGCGACCAACUUUACUUGCACGACAUCCCCCAUAAAGGCCAAGAUUUAACGACUUUUUGCUCUGUACCACUAAGAUAUCUGUCCUUGUACUUUUUUGUACUUUAUAAUUCUCCAGGCCCUGUAUUAGACUCCUUGUAUCGUUGGUACGGAAUUAUUACAUCUUCAUCUUGUUCUGCA
Desarmillaria tabescens is the source of this 1340-nucleotide messenger RNA. RefSeq names its product MoaB/Mog domain-containing protein. The record is from RefSeq and is a predicted model, not a curated record. NCBI's taxonomy places the organism in Eukaryota, Fungi, Basidiomycota, Agaricomycetes, Agaricales, Physalacriaceae. Bases 109 to 1212 code for a protein of 367 amino acids. The transcript has 6 exons.